Messenger RNA from Bolinopsis microptera, 1835 nucleotides. RefSeq lists its product as uncharacterized. The transcript is spliced from 2 exons. The record is from RefSeq and is a predicted model, not a curated record. Bases 213 to 1703 code for a protein of 496 amino acids. NCBI's taxonomy places the organism in Eukaryota, Metazoa, Ctenophora, Tentaculata, Lobata, Bolinopsidae.
GAACACACGGCAACCAUUUUCUUUCUUUUCUGUUAUAAAUUUAUUCAGUUUGUUGAUCGUUUGUACUGAUAGUUAACUGUAGUGUACCUAAAACGUAUGAGCUUAUAGGUAUAUUGUGUCGGUGUGGAAAAUAUUAUCAGAAGGAUCUCGAAUGUACAAAGUUUUACGGUUAAUAUUUUAAGUGAUCAUCUGACACUGAAAAACCCAAUAUUAUGAAAAAACCAAAAGGGAUCCUGUCGCCCCCUACAAAAGCUAAAGGAAGCAAAAAAGAUAAAGCUAAAGAGGGCGAUGGAAACUCAAACCAUAAAUCAGAUGCAAAAUCUGAUCCUAUUCCUAAGGAAGAGUCUGAUUCACAGCAAAAACUUUCUGCCGAGGGAAGCAAAGCUACUGUAUCAAGGAAAAGGGGAUCAUUCAGGAUGUCGUUCAGGAAGAAAAUAAAGGACGUUGUUCGGGACUUAGAAAACAAAUCUCAAGCUGAAACAUCUUCUGCUGGGGCGGACGGUGGUAUGUCAUCGAAUCAGCGCCGACCAGCAGCUGAAGUAGCUUUAGAAGCUCAUUCCAUUUGGAAAAAGCAGGCACAAAAAAUUCCUGAAAGUGAUCCAGUUGAGGAAAAUCCUUUAAAGAUGAUAAAGCUAAAAAAGGUCCCACCACCCGAAAAGAAGUCCUCGAUGGACACAAAAGUAAAACCGGAUAACUUAGACGGACCCCAUCUAUCAGAUUAUGUUUUUCAGACGGCAGUUGACGAUCUAGACAAUGAAAUUACACCGAAUCAGCGACGAUUUGGCGACGUAGCUUCCGAAGCUCUAGCUGUUUCGAAACAGACCGCGUCAAAAAUUCCCGAGAGCGAAACGAUACCGAUAGAGGAAACUCCGUUGAAAAUGGUAAAGUUGAAGAAGGUCACGCCACCCGAAAAGAAACUCACGAUGGACACGAAACGGAAGAAAUUUGAAUUACCCCAGCUGAGAUCUACAAAAACGAAUCCGAAAGAUUCGGGGAAUUUGCCUGACACAACACCACCAAAAUCAGAACAAAACGCUACAGAAUCCAAACCCUCUGCAUCCAAUGCUCCUAUUGAAAAUCAGGUUACAUCGCUGAACAAAGAUUCGAUUCAGAAGGAUUUAACUUCUACUAUAGCUGAAGAAAAUCAAGAUAAACUGAAGAUUCAUGAGGAAAAUAUUGUCGAGGAAAACAAAGUUGAAUUACAACCAAACAAAGAUUCCUCCCUCGUUGCCAUGGAAGUGGAAGUUGUCUCCUCGCCACAAGUUCAAACAGCAGUUUCAGUUUCAUUUACACCAGUCACCAUGGAGAUGCUGGACCACCCUACUGUCACUAACAUAUCUGAAUCAGAUGAAGGCAUCGACAGUGCAAGUGACAGCGUCGGCGAAUUUGUGUCCGCCAGUGAAGGAGACGAUAUUGUUUACGAGGAACCUAUACAAGAACUUCUCCAUGGCCCUGAAGAAUAUUCCAGGCUAGGUACAAGACGGAUAUCUUUCAACUUUUCUAAGAAUGUUGUCCAUAACAUAAGCCAGGAUGAGUCCGACGAUGAAGAGGAAUCUGAUUACGAGGAAGAAAAGGAAGAAAAACAAGAAGAAAAACAAAAAACAAGAAGAAGAGGAAAAACAAGAAGAUCAAGAACUAGAAGAGGAGUUAAAUGUGUCACCCAGCCUUUUGAAUGUGUUUCAGAUCGAGCAGCUCCGAGAUAAGAUAAGUCAUAGAACCGAGGAAACUCAAGACGAGACUCAAGUUGACGGUCUGGGUAGUGAUAAUAGCGAUGACGGUGACACUAUUGAUGGUGACACCGAUACUCUUAAUUCUGCCGAUUUGGUAGAGAGAAG